CGGCUGAAUCCUCUGGCGCCGGCGCCUGGCGCAGCUCUGGCAGCCGCCGCGGGAGCCCAAGUCCCGGAGGAGCCGUGCCGAGCUCAGCCACCACCGACGAGGGCGGCGUCGCGGCCGGAGCCGCCAUGGCCGAGUUCCCGUCGAAAGUGAGCACGCGGACCAGCAGCCCCGCGCAGGGCGCCGGCGUCUCGGUCUCGACGCUGCGCCCGGACCCGGACUUCGUGCGCUCCAGCUUCGGGGUGCUCAUGCUGCUGCAGCUGGUGCUGGGGCUGCUGGUGUGGGCCCUGAUUGCUGACACCCCAUUCCACCUGUACCCUGCCUACGGCUGGGUGAUGUUCGUCGCUGUUGUCCUCUGGCUGGUGACAAUCGUCUUCUUUGUCCUCUACCUGUUUCAGCUGCACAUGAAGUUGUACAUGGUGCCCUGGCCACUGGCGCUAAUGGUCUUUAAUAUCACUGCCACCGUUCUCUACAUCACUGCCUUCAUCACCUGUUCUGCCGAAGUUGACGUGAAGUUCCUGAGGGGCAGCCGGCCUUAUAACCAGCGCGCAGCUGCCUCUUUCUUCGCCUGUCUGGUGAUGAUCGCCUAUGGAGUGAGUGCUUUCUUCAGCUUCCAGGCCUGGCGAGGAGCAGGCAGCAACGCAGCCACCAGUCAAAUGGCUGGUGGUUAUGCCUAAGCCCCUGAGCUGUGGCCACACCAGUGCAGGGCUGCCUGUGAGCCCGAGGCCCGGGCCCUGUGGGGUCAGCGCAGCUCCCUGCUUAUGGGACAUCAGCUCUCCGGCACUCCUGAGGACGCAGGCCUGAGAUGGUACCCACGUGGGUGUGGUGAGACGGCCUCAUCCCCCUUAUUCAGCAGAAGGUGACGGGGGAUGUGGGGCUUUCUCACCCGCAGUCUUGUUUUGAAGGACCUCAGGCUCCAUGGCUGGGCCCACCCCUCCUACUGAGCUCUAAACGCACUAACAGACUCCAAGCCUGAGCCCCGAGCCACCAUAGGAUAAGCUAACAAGCAACACAGAUACCAUAGUCUGUUUCCAGAGAGCCAAGCCCACCACCCUUGCUUGAGUCGGAGCCGCCCUGGCCCUCCCCCAGGCCCACGCAUCACCCAGCCAGACAGCCUGGUGACUUCCGCAGCUGUGAUCCUCCUGGGGAAACAGUGCCAUUCAUGCAGACUGCAUCCCAGGCUGCUGAUUAAGCCCAAGGGAAGCAGGAGGGAGGGAACAGGACUUUGCCUGGUGAAUUGUCAAAUGGUUGGUGGUGACUGGUUUUUUGUUUUGUUUUUUACAAUUUAAAUAAAGAUGGAGGAACUUA
Messenger RNA from Perognathus longimembris pacificus (Pacific pocket mouse), 1305 nucleotides. RefSeq names its product plasmolipin (gene Pllp). The coding region runs from base 126 to 674 and encodes 182 amino acids. Gene Ontology annotation, biological process: myelination. Lineage: Eukaryota; Metazoa; Chordata; Mammalia; Rodentia; Heteromyidae. Gene Ontology annotation, molecular function: structural constituent of myelin sheath. The record is from RefSeq and is a predicted model, not a curated record. Gene Ontology annotation, cellular component: membrane. The transcript is spliced from 4 exons.